Messenger RNA from Anopheles bellator, 2722 nucleotides. RefSeq lists its product as uncharacterized. The coding region runs from base 1 to 2343 and encodes 780 amino acids. Gene Ontology annotation, biological process: regulation of transcription by RNA polymerase II. Gene Ontology annotation, molecular function: DNA-binding transcription factor activity, RNA polymerase II-specific; transcription cis-regulatory region binding. The record is from RefSeq and is a predicted model, not a curated record. The transcript has 3 exons. Lineage: Eukaryota; Metazoa; Arthropoda; Insecta; Diptera; Culicidae.
AUGUACGAACUCGACGACAUCAGCACCGGAUUCCACGACGUUCUGCUGAACAAGUACAACAUGUCGACGGCCCCGAUUUCGGACUUGUACAUUACCGAUUCGAUGCAGGACAUGCUCGAUAUCGACAUCAAGUCGGAGGUGGCGACCGUGGUUGGCGGAGUGAACGAGUUCUCGUUGCUGCUUAACCACGACCUGAUGCCCCAGCUGGAGUUGGACUCCAACUCCCUCGACGGUGGGGACAGCUUCCUGAGCAGUGCGCUCACGACUGCCAGCGAUCUGUACGCGGACGUUGGGAACUGCGCCAACCCGAAUUACGUCAUGCCGCUGGCCUCGUCCUCCGUUUCGCUAUCGACCACCAGCAGCAACACACUGUCCACGUCGUCCUCGAUGAGUGCGCUGGUGGCGGCCCAGUCGCUGCUCAAGUCCCCGAAACAGACACACUCCCUGAACCUCAACAUGCUCGCCCAUGGCACGGAGCGCGACCCGACCCUGCCAAGCCCGAAGGAGCGCAAAAGCCACCUAACCUUCUCGCCCAGCACGGUCAAGGUCCCGUUGAUGCACGACGCCCGGAAGCUAUCGAAUCUGACGCAAAUCACACGAGUAGCCGGUGGCGGCGGCACCGCCACGACAAAGGUGCCGUACACGGCGCCGUCGACUCCGGCGGACAGCGUUCGUAAGGAUCUGAGCACACAGAUGGCGCUCAAGGAGGAGAAGAUUGUCGUCCGCACCGGGAUGGCGAUCAAGGCGGAGCCGCAGGAGCCGAAGGGGCACGGUGAAGCAAUGGCAGCGAAGAAGGUGUCCACCACCGGCCUGGGAGUGGGGCUCGGGAAAGGCAACACCAUCAAGCUGGCCGCCGGUAUCGGGGGACUCACGUUCGCCAACAGUGUGCAGUUCAAGAAUCUGAAGAGCGUGCAAAAGAUCACCAGCAUCGGUUCACUGAAACGCUCCGGCAGCCCGCAGCCGGCCGGCAACGGGUCCGCGAGCCCGAAGCUGUACAACCAAAGCCUAAUCAUCCACCAGGGUGGCAAACCGUCGCCCGGUGCGGUUGCUAGCAGCGGAAUGCUAUCCCCACGCUCGCCGACGACGACGACGGCGCGGCAAAGCCACAAACAAAAGUUGGCCUUGUUGAUCGGCAAGGGUGCAAGCGAAUUUCCCAAACCGGCCUACUCAUACUCCUGCCUAAUCGCGAUGGCCCUAAAGAACUCCCGCUCCGGCUCGUUGCCCGUGUCGGAGAUCUACAGCUUCAUGUGCCAGCACUUUCCCUACUUCAAGACGGCGCCCAACGGCUGGAAGAACUCGGUGCGUCACAAUCUGUCGCUGAACAAGUGUUUCGAGAAAAUCGAGAAACCCGCCAAGAACGGAGGCGUGCGGAAGGGCUGCCUGUGGGCGAUGAAUCCGAUCAAGAUCUCCAAGAUGGACGAGGAGGUGCAGAAGUGGUCGCGCAAAGACCCGCUCGCCAUCCGCAAAGCGAUGGUGCAUCCGGAGCAUCUGGAGGCGCUCGAGAGGGGCGAGAUGAAGCACGGUUCGACCAGCGACGACGAUCUCGACCCGGAGGAGGACCUGGAGAGUGACGGCGGACCGUCCGACGUUGACGCCGAGGAGGUGGACGAGGAAGUCGGCGACCCGGAGGACGCGGAGGACGAAGAGGACGAAGAGGACGAGGUGGUGGAGCUCGAGCAACCGGACCACGACAUCAUCGAUGUCGAUGCCGAAAGCUUCAUCAUCAACACGCCGGAAUCGCUGAUCGAUGGCGACGAUGAGACGGGCGAACCGUUAGAUUUCGAUAUCGAGGUGCCCGAUUUCUACGAAAACAUCAACGUCGAUUCGAAGGACGGCUCACUGGCGAUGGAGCUGACCCAACAGGACCUGCUGACGUUGGAAGAUGAGGACGAAUCGCUGUACAUUAACCAAUCGCACCUACAGCAGCAACCGCAGCUGGUGCACAGGUUGCCUCAGCAACAGCAAAUCGUGCGUCAGGCGCAAAUCGUCACGCAACAUCGGCAGCAGCAACAUCAACCGCCUGCCAAGCGAGCACGACUCGACGUCAGCUACACACAUGCUCCCGCCCACAAGACUACCCUAGUCAGCAGUGGUGGAAACGGCGUGGUGAACAUCUUGGCGACCCGUCAACCGACGAUGGCGACAACGGCUACGUUGCACAGCGCCAACAGUAAAACCAUUACGAUCGCGAAUGGAGGCACCGCAAGCGUUGGAGCGCUCAACUUUCAGCAACACUUUCAGCAGAUGCAACUCACAACACAGCAACAGCAGCAGUUACUACGGCAACAGCAACUAAACGGCAACCGUAGGAAGAUGCCCGUCGUCUCGCGGUUGGUUCAGUAGCUUUUUUCAGCUAUACCGCCGCCGGCCCCUAGCUCACACUAGUAACUCGACACAGCCAACAAUGGCCAGUUGAGUGCGAGAUAGCUGGUGGGAGUUGUUCAGAGCCAUGUUUGAUGCAAUGUUUAGACACUUCAUUGUGGAAUUUUCUAUUACAUAUUCGCUGUGUGGUACCCUUUUUUAUCUUCUCCAUGUUAUGUCUAUUCAUUUAUUUUGUUGAAAUUCCAUUCCAUAUUUGGUGCACACAUUUUUCAAUCCUCAUCCGAGAUCCAAAUACCGGUAGACUACGGAGUACCACUGAUAGUGGCAAACCGAUCGAAUACAAACAGAAUUUUUUCGUUCUUUGUGACGUUAUAUUUCGUUCAGAAAUAAAUGACUACAA